Messenger RNA from Dibothriocephalus latus, 363 nucleotides. The record is from the annotation of a GenBank genome assembly. NCBI's taxonomy places the organism in Eukaryota, Metazoa, Platyhelminthes, Cestoda, Diphyllobothriidea, Diphyllobothriidae.
AUGCCUUCGCAACGCCACCUCUUCGAGUUCCUGAUGGAGUUGCUCGUGCCACCAGAUCAGAACCGAAGAGGAUCAAACCGCCGUUACCGCACUGUAUCAACUGGUGCUGCUGUCGGGUUCUCGGAGCCCCAUGUUGGUUAUCUCUUCGCUGGCACCGAGGGUGGCGGGAGGACGCUUCGAAAGGUAUCCGAGUCGAGUGAUACCCCGGAGACCACCACCACACCAUCGAAGUCGUUUUCUAAUCACCCAAGUCAACAACUGCUACAGCAACGCGGUUUUACCUUUCAUCAGUACAACAAAUUCCGUGCCGCCUGCCUCCGGGAUCGUGAACUUCACGGAAAGGGUCUUUCCCAGGUAUGUUAG